AUGAAGAUCUUAAAGGUUUAUUUUUGUUAUUUGUUUUUAGGUUUCAAGUGCCCCGUCUGCUCAAAGUUUGUCUCCUCAGAUGAGAUGGAUCUUCAUCUCGUCAUGUGUUUGACCAAGCCGAGGGUGACGUACAACGAGGAUGUGCUGGUGAAGGACACGGGCGAAUGUGCAAUAUGUCUGGAGGAGUUGAUCCAGGGAGACACCAUCGCUCGUCUGCCCUGUCUCUGUAUUUAUCACAAAGGCUGUAUUGAUGAAUGGUUUGAAGUGAACAGAUCGUGUCCUGAACAUCCUUCAGAUUAAAAUCACACAGCUUCAGGUUUGUAAGCGGUGAUGUUUUCCUACUGGCAGACAGCAAAUGUGAAUCUCUUCUUCCUGGACGCACUGUGACGUCUUCAGUUUUUUUCAGGCAGAGCGGGCACCUCGAUCACCCGACUCCUCCUUCUCCUCUCGUAGCAUCGCCAUAAAAACCCAGAUGUGCCAAAACUCACUGGAGCAAAUCUUCAGGGAAACUCUUGACUGUCGCCCUUCAGCUCUUCCCUCUGCACCGUACUACAAAAACAGACGGCACGCUUACUACUGCGCCACGCAACUAUUUACCAAUCAGGAAACGGCGAUAAACUUCUGGCCGUACUCGACGGUUUAGUUUAUUACCUGAAGCUCCUGAUUGGUCGGACUCAGGGUCAGCUGACCUCAUCAAUGAUUUGAUUGUACUUCAUGAUCUUGUGAUAAAGGACUACUGUAUCUACCAGUGCCUUCAUUUUCAAAUCCUAAGAGCCAACGGUGGUGCGUUUUUGGAUGAAAGACGAGUCUUCAUGAGCCAUCUUGUGGAUAUGAUGGGGAUAAAGAUCCUCUGAUUCCUGUCGGCCCGGAGCCAUACUGACAUUAGAAGUGCCAUGCGUCUGUUUCUACUUGGCCGUCGUCUGAUGGUGAACGUCUCCACUCGUGUAGCAAUAUUAUCGAUAGGCACGUAAAGCUUCACUGUAGCUUCUUGAUGGGUUUCUGAACAAUUCUCCUCCUUAUCAAUGUACAAGCAUCAAACACCAUCAAUCAUUUAUAUACUGAAUGAGAUAACCGAGCACAGAUGAGAUUAUUAUUCAAAAAUAACUCCAAAUGAUCUUUUUUAGUCUAUAAUACGCCAUCAGCUGAUAGAAAGAAGUUAUAUUUGAAUAAUGAAAUGCAACAUACAGUCUGGAUUUAAACAUCAGCUUUCCUCUUUAUUUUCCUCUCUUUUGUUUGUUCAUGCAGUUUAUUGUGAAUGAUCCAGUAAGAAUGAAAUGUUUUAUUUUGAUGAUUUAAUCACAUUACAGCUGCUUUUAUUCCUGUAGUUUAGACCGGUGAUGUCAUACUCUAGUUCAGAAGCACUGCCAACUAAUCAUUACUUAUCACUGAUUUGAUUUUUUUACAAUCUGUUAGUGAUUGUGAAGUCAUCUGUGGUCGGGUCUUUAUCAAGUGUUGGUAUUAACAGAUGUACUUCAGCCCAAUGAUGUUAAAUAAUGACGUCCCCAAAGAUAAGUCUGAGUAUUUAUUGUCAUACAGUGAUAUCUCAAAUGUGCCAUGAUAGCUUUCAAAUGCUGCUAAUGGAUUUUGAGGUUGAUAUGAGACUGAAUUGAGCUCUUUAUAGUCAUGCCAAUGUUACAGAUAAUACUGAAAGAUGGAGCUGUGUUCCAGAUAAUAACAUGCAGUCAUCGGCCAGCCAUUAGCUUUAAUGUGAAAUCAUUGUAGAUUGUGUUUAAAUGGCCUUAAUUGAUCAUGUGCAUAUUUUCAAAUUCAUGAAAUAUGAAUUUACCUUUCAAAAACUUUGUGAGCAGAUCUGAGCCCAGAUGAAUCUGAUUGGAUCAUUUUGUUUGUUUGUGUCGUCGUGUUUAAUGUCUGUCAUACACUCAUCAGGUUAAUGAUACUUGAUUUAGUUUCAUACUUACAGCAGUUUCACUUUCUUAAGAUGCAAUGAAAACACACAGGAUUGGGCAUCCGAUCCAUUACGCACACGUGUGAAGUUAACUCGGAUAACGGUUCUUUAAAAAUGAUUUAUUGUAACAUUCCAUGUGAACAUUAUGUACAGAGAUAAUGACAUUAAAAAACAACAUUUUUCAAGCACA
Messenger RNA from Paramisgurnus dabryanus, 2096 nucleotides. The record is from RefSeq and is a predicted model, not a curated record. NCBI's taxonomy places the organism in Eukaryota, Metazoa, Chordata, Actinopteri, Cypriniformes, Cobitidae.